AUGACAGGCGCCCGGGACUCCUCUUUCCCCAUCGUCCACUUUCUCUUCUUCUCCCUUGUGGCUUCCACCAUCCUCUACCUGGGAUGGCAGAACUUGCAGAGGUUCCCAGGAGGUCCAGCCCCCCGAGUCCAACUGCCCCCGAGCAGCUGGACGGUGAACACCAAGGGCCGCUUGGGGAACCAGAUGGGUCAGUACGCCACUCUCUAUGCCCUGGCUAAGAUGCACGGGAAGCAAGCCGUCAUCUCUCCCAAGAUGCAGAAAACCCUGGGCCGCCUUUUCCGCAUCACGCUGCCUGUCCUCACCGACAGGGCGGCCCUGCAGAUCCCCUGGAUCAGCUACCUGCUGGAAGACUGGAUGAAGGAGGAGUACCGCGACAUCCCUUGGAACUAUGUCUUUUUCCUGGGCUUCCCCUGCUCCUGGACUUUCUACCACCAUCUACGGGAUGAAAUCCUCCAGGAGUUCUCCCUACAUGCCAACAUCCAGGAGGAGGCUCAGGCCUUCCUGCACCAGGUGCGCAGGGGCCGAGGUCAUAGCCUUACCUUUGUGGGGGUCCACGUCCGCCGGGGUGACUAUGUCCGGAUCAUGCCUGAGAUAUGGAAGGGUGUGGUGGCUGACAAAGGCUACCUGGAGAAGGCAUUGGACUGGUUCCGGGCCCGCUACACCAAUGUUGUCUUUGUGGUCACCAGUAAUGGGAUGGCCUGGUGCUGGAAAAACAUCAACACCUCCAUGGGAGACGUGGUGUUUGCCAAGAGGCGGAUGAGGCCAUCUGCUGAGAAGGACUUCGCCUUGCUGACUCAGUGCAACCACACCAUCAUGACCAUCGGCACUUUUGGCUUCUGGGCCGCCUACCUGGCCGGAGGACGCACUGUCUACUUGGCCAACUACACCCUCCCCGACUCCAAGUUCUUGGAGAUCUUCAAGCCGGAAGCUACCUUCUUGCCAGAGUGGGUGGGGAUCCCUGCUGAUCUGUCACCUCUGCUUAGGGGCCAACCUUAG
Molecule: messenger RNA, 996 nt
Organism: Dromiciops gliroides (monito del monte)
Lineage: Eukaryota; Metazoa; Chordata; Mammalia; Microbiotheria; Microbiotheriidae
Product: galactoside alpha-(1,2)-fucosyltransferase 2-like
Exons: 1
Coding region: 1-996 (331 amino acids)
Biological process (GO): carbohydrate metabolic process
Cellular component (GO): membrane
Molecular function (GO): galactoside 2-alpha-L-fucosyltransferase activity
Source: RefSeq, a predicted model, not a curated record